CCACAACAUAAUCCCAGUCGACACUGUCGAGCUGCUGUAACAGGAAAUAUAAUAAAAAUAUCAACAAGAACGACAACGCCGAAAACCAAUUACCCCAACCAAGAAAACCAACAUAACGGUUGCAGCAGCUGUAGCAACGGCAUCAUCUCAACUACUGUUAUCAAGCUUCCGCUCUCUGUCUCGUCUUUCUCCAUUUCAGCUAUGCGUCUUUGAUUCCAAAACCUUUUGUCAUGGCCCAGCAACGUCAGCAGUAACACUACCGAGAUAAGGCACGUCGUUGCCAGGGUUAGGUGCAUGGCUGUGGGAACAGCAUCAGAGGCAGAAACGAAAAAAAGUGGGUCUGAAAUUCAGACACUACCAAUCUGGUUGUUGAAGCAGGAACAAGACGGUGUUAUUGAUGCAGAACUCACCAUUGUGAUUUCCAGCAUUUCUAUGGCACGUAAGCAGAUUGCUUCUUUGGUGCAAAGGGCUAGCAUUUCCAGCUUGACUGGUAUUCAGGGCGCUGUCAACGUUCAAGGAGAGGACCAGAAGAAGCUUGACGUCGUUUCAAAUGAGGUAUUCUUCAACUGCUUGAGAUCAAGUGGAAGGACAGGGAUUAUAGCCUCAGAGGAAGAAGAUGUGCCAGUGGCAGUAGAAGAGAGUUACUCUGGAAACUAUAUCGUGGUAUUUGACCCACUUGAUGGAUCGUCCAACAUUGAUGCUGCUGUUUCUACAGGUUCCAUUUUUGGAAUAUACAUCCCCAACGAUGAAUGCCUGGCAGACAUCGGUGAUGAUUCCACUCUUGAUUCAACAGAACAAAGAUGUGUUGUGAAUGUGUGCCAACCAGGGAGUAAUCUACUAGCUGCUGGUUACCGCAUGUACUCAAGCUCUGUAAUCUUUGUGCUCACUUUAGGGAAAGGCGUGUUUGCGUUCACCUUGGAUCCUAUGUAUGGUGAAUUUGUCUUAACUCAAGAAAAUAUUUAGAUACCUAAAGCUGGAAAAAUAUAUGCAUUCAAUGAAGGCAAUUACCAGUUGUGGGAUGACAAGUUGAAGAAGUACAUUGAUGACCUCAAAGAUCCUGGUUCUAGUGGCAAGCCUUAUUCUGCUAGAUACAUUGGAAGCUUGGUUGGAGACUUCCACCGGACACUGCUAUAUGGUAGAAUCUAUGGUUACCCCAGAGAUAAAAAGAGCAAAAAUGGCAAGCUGAGGCUCUUGUAUGAGUGUGCACCAAUGAGCUUCAUUGUGGAAAAAGCUGGUGGGAAAGGAUCUGAUGGACAUCAAAGAAUCCUUGAUAUCCAACCUGUUGAGAUACAUCAACGUGUACCACUUUAUAUUGGAAGCCAGGAAGAGGUAGAGAAAUUGGAGAAGUAUUUAGCUUGACCAUGAUGAAAAGGCAAAGAGAGUAAUUUUUGUUUAUGGAUAUAAGGAAAUACAUUAAAUUGCAAUUCAGAAUGAAGAUAACAUCGUUCUUAUUCUGUAAAUUGCAACAGUAAGGUCACUAACUAUCUUUGCAAUUUAAGCAAUCAUUCA
Messenger RNA from Durio zibethinus, 1509 nucleotides. The record is from RefSeq and is a predicted model, not a curated record. NCBI's taxonomy places the organism in Eukaryota, Viridiplantae, Streptophyta, Magnoliopsida, Malvales, Malvaceae.